AUGGCAAGUUGCAAAAGACAAGACCAGCAGAAAGCAAAUCAAACUCCAAAAUCAGCAAAGCAAAGUCUGUGUGAAGCUGUGAAAGGGGCUUUUUCCUCCUGUCCCACCCGCCCGGUCAGCACCUGCCGUCCCCUCACUGGGCCCGAUCUCUGCGUGCGCCACGUUCCCUCAAACCAGGCGCUGCCUGGGGCCAUGGCACACAACAGACCAGUGGGCACCAGCACACGCGACCUGAGGGUGUGUUUGAGGGCUAUGACGGGCGUUACCAUCGUGAAGCCGAUCGUGUAUGGGAACGUCGCGCGGUAUUUUGGGAAGAAGAGAGAAGAAGACGGUCACACGCACCAGUGGACGGGGUACGUCAAGCCGUACAGAAACGAGGAUAUGUCUGCCUACGUGAAAAAAAUUCAGUUCAAGCUACAUGAAAGCUACGGUAAUCCUUUAAGAGUUGUUACCAAACCACCAUAUGAAAUCACCGAAACAGGCUGGGGGGAAUUUGAAAUAAUCAUUAAGAUAUUUUUCAUUGAUCCGAAUGAAAGACCUGUGACCUUGUAUCACUUGCUGAAGCUUUUUCAGUCUGAUACCAAUGCCAUCCUGGGAAAGAAAACUGUAGUUUCUGAAUUCUAUGAUGAAAUGAUAUUCCAAGAUCCUACUGCAAUGAUGCAGCAGCUGUUAACAACGUCUCGUCAGCUAACACUAGGUGCUUAUAAGCAUGAAACAGAGUUUGCAGAUCUUGAAGUGAAAACCAGGGAAAAGCUGGAAGCUGCCAAAAAGAAAACUAGUUUUGAAAUUGCUGAGCUUAAAGAAAGACUAAAAGCAAGUCGUGAAACCAUCAACUGUUUAAAGAAUGAAAUCAGAAAGCUUGAAGAAGAUGAUCAGUCUAAAGAUAUGUGACGAAUGUUGACUUCGUAAAGAGCCUAUCCAGCAAACGGAAGGACUUCAAUCAUGGAAUUGUAUGCGUUCUCCUCAAUUCUGUAACAGACUAUAUGGAUUUCACUUGCAAAUGAUUGAAGUCUGUGGCAAUUGACUUCAUAAAUGGAAGAAAGAA
This is a messenger RNA of Charadrius vociferus (killdeer), 1045 nucleotides long. It is a transcript of the gene YEATS4, whose product is annotated as YEATS domain containing 4. The transcript has 8 exons. The coding region runs from base 1 to 891 and encodes 296 amino acids. Gene Ontology annotation, biological process: regulation of DNA-templated transcription. The record is from RefSeq and is a predicted model, not a curated record. Lineage: Eukaryota; Metazoa; Chordata; Aves; Charadriiformes; Charadriidae.